Molecule: messenger RNA, 1431 nt
Organism: Hibiscus syriacus
Lineage: Eukaryota; Viridiplantae; Streptophyta; Magnoliopsida; Malvales; Malvaceae
Product: transcription factor bHLH121-like
Exons: 5
Coding region: 109-1119 (336 amino acids)
Biological process (GO): intracellular iron ion homeostasis
Molecular function (GO): protein dimerization activity; DNA-binding transcription factor activity
Source: RefSeq, a predicted model, not a curated record
GGUUUACGAACUACGAUAGGCUUUUUACGCUUCUGCGUGGAUUUCCAACCAACAAAGACAGAAUAAGAACCAAAAGCAGACGCUAGGAUGUGAAUUUGUGAAGGUUCCAUGGAUAAACUCACAAGCGAAGCCGCUUUCGUUCAAUCCAUUCCAGCUUCUAAUUCAAAUCCUUCAAUCAUCGAGUUCCGUCAACCGCCCAUCGAUCCACGCCUUCCCUCUAUCACCCGCACCCAACCCAAAUCCAGCCAAAGGGUUGAAGGGGAACCCAAGGAUUGUAUUGCGGCGAGAAAACUUCUAAAGGCUGACCGUGAGAAACUAAGAAGGGAUCGUCUCAAUGAACACUUCCUUGAGUUGGGAAGUGCACUUGAUCCUGAUAGGCCUAAAAAUGACAAAGCAACCAUCCUUACUGAUACGAUUCAAUUGCUGAAGGACCUUGCAUCUCAGGCCACCAAGCUGAAAGCAGAGUAUGCUACACUGACCGAAGAAUCUCGGGAGUUGACCCAGGAGAAGAAUGAUCUCAAAGAAGAGAAGGCAUCUCUUAAAUCUUAUAUUGAUAAUCUUAAUGCUCAGUAUCAGCAGAGAGUCGGGACUAUGUAUCCGUGGGGCGCUUUAGAUCACUCGGUUGUCAUGGCCUCUCCUUAUCCAUAUCCAGUACCAAUGUCAAUGCCUCCUCCAGGAGCCAUUCCUAUGCAUCCAUUCCCUUUCUUUGGGAAUCAAAACACUGGGAUCAUUCAUAACCCUUGCUCCACUUUUGUCCCAUAUAUGACUCCUAAUACUAUGGUUGAACAGCAGUCAGCGCAGCCUGUUGCUCCAGCUGCACAACCAAGCAGCCAUUCCCAUGCUUCAGGCAAACAAGAUUCAAAAAACAAGUUCUCGGGGGAGAGCAAGACUGAAAAAACUAUCAAUUCAAAUGGCGUUGCUACUGAGCUAGAGUUAAAAACACCUGGUUCUACGGCAGAUGAGGAUUUAUCAUCGACAUCGGGGCAAAAAAAGAUAAAGAAAGACGAUGAUACUACAGAAGGCAGUUAUUCAAGUAGGUGCUCCUCAUCUUAUAGUGUACUAGAUAGCCCAUCAAAUAGUAUAGUGGGUGGAACAAAGGCUGAUGAUGUCGAUGGGUAAAACGAUCGACAAAUGCCCGAGUCAGGUUGUUUGCAACUUGUGCUCAUCAUGUUUUCCUUUUAUUCUAUGCUCUAGUAGUUCCUGAUUUCUCCUCCACGUUAGAAACUAAUUAUUUUCCCACGAAUUUAAUCACUGGAAAUUGCUGCUAUGAAGUAGUUCUAGGCUAGGUUUGUCAUGAAUUCUAUGGGUUAGAAUUUCAGUGGAACUAAUGAACGAUGUAGGAGCUGAUGGCUGUAUAAAGUUGAUUUUUUAUGUAACCCAUUCAUGUAAACUUUACACUUUAAACAGUCUUAGGGGCUGUUUGGUUCGGCA